AUGAGUGGAAUGAUGAAAUCUUUGUAUAUUGAGGACAAUGUCUCAAUCAAUUUGAAAGAUAUCCCUAUUCCUCAACCAGCAAACGGUUAAGUAUUGAUUAAGGUUGAGUGUGCUCCCAUCAACCAGUUUGAUAAAGAAUUUCUUAAUGGAUACAAAAUAGGUUAAAAACCAUUAGUAAGUACUGUUCCUGGAUUUGAAGGAUCAGGCACAGUUAUAGCUUCAGGUGGUGGUUUACUAGGGUGGUAAUUAAAAGGAAAUCGUGUAGCAUUUUACACAGAACAUUAAUUUGGAGCUUUUGGUUAGUAUGCAAUAGCAGAUGUCAAUUAUUGUGCUGAAUUGCCUAAACAUAUUUCAUUCUAAGAGGGUUGUUGUAGUUUUAUCAAUCCAAUGAGUGUAUUAAUGAUGUAUCAAUUACUUGGAAAUGGAUCUGGAAUUGUGUCUACUGGUGCAUGCACUAAUCUUGGUAGAAUGUUAAUGAGAUAUUGUUAAUCUAAAGGAAUAAAUGUGAUUAAUAUUGUUAAAUCGUAAGGAGAGGAAAAACAAUUAAAAGAUGAAGGAGCAAAACUUAUUUUAAAUAUUAAUCAAGAGGAUUUCGAAGAAAAACUCAAAUUGAUGGCUUCAUCUUAUAAUACAACAGUUCUAUUUGAUUCAGUUGGAGGUGAUCUAUUAAGUAAAAUUUUGAAUCUUAUGCCCAAUGGUUCAAGAGCUUAUCUGUAUGCUAAUUAUUCAAAAAAAUCACUUGAGGGAAUCUAUUGUGCUAAUUUAAUGUAUUAAAAUAAAAAAAUAUUUGGAUUUUCUUUUGUAGAUAUUUUAUAAGGCAAAAACAUAAUUCAACUAAAGUUGAUGAUGAAUGAAAUUUUAAAUAACAUUUAGGGAUGUUUUAAGACCUUGCCUACACAAAUUUUUUCAUUAGAGGAAUUUGAGAAAGCAUUAGAAUCUAAGGAGAAAGCAAUAUUAAAAAUAUGA
Molecule: messenger RNA, 966 nt
Organism: Paramecium tetraurelia
Lineage: Eukaryota; Ciliophora; Oligohymenophorea; Peniculida; Parameciidae
Exons: 5
Molecular function (GO): oxidoreductase activity
Source: RefSeq, a predicted model, not a curated record